CACUGAGGGAGGAGAGAGGAGCAGAUGAGAUGGAGAGUUAUCCUAGCAGCACACUGACCACUCACCCUCUAUCUGCAGAUGCACAGGCCAUCAUGGCUGCACUGAGGGCCCAGUAUGCAGGCAGAGUAGAAAAGAUCCAGUGCAUGGACUCAUUCAACGGCAGACCCAUGCAGCCUCAAAGCAAGUACUACAAAACUGCAGAGCUACCCCCACAGACCAAUAUGCAUUAUCUGGGCUCUCAUUCUCAGAGGGAGAGAGCAGUAAGAUCUGCCCAGUCUACCCUUAUAGAGAAUCCCAGCUCAUACCCUAAGCCACAGUGGACAAUACUUCACAAAGAGAAAGAGAGAGGAUUUUUCUCUCACUCACCUAAAACAGAGCACCACGGUCAGUUUGGCAUUCAACUGUUCCAGUCUGGGGAUAACACGUUUAGUCAGUGGGGAGAAGAUGAAGCAAGCGAUUGGAGACUGAUAGACCAUGGGGAUGAUGACAGUUUGUUAGCAUUAAAUGCUGGCAAUGUCACAGUACCAGGGAGCCCGGAGCCUUGCUCCAGGAAAGGCUGCACUAGCUGGGGAAAUCAAAAUGCCGGACCAGAUGUAGCAUUUCCCCAGACACUGAGUGAGAUCUCCGGUAGGAAGGGAAAGGUUCAACAGCUGUGCCCUAGUGAAGGUACAGCCAGUGCAGAUAGAAUUCCCACUGUCAUGCAAUGGAGCAUUGGUCAUCUGCAAACACCCACACUAACCUGUUCCAAGCAGUUUGAAGAAGACGACCAUGGGCAGGGGAGUGAAAUUGAGAAGGGAAACAGAGGAGGGUCUGAAGCAAUGGACUUUUUUGAGGAAAGACUAGCAGAAGUUGAAGGGGUGAUUGCUAUGUUGGCGCAAGAGGAGAAUAAUCAGCAGGGUUUAGCAAAGGUUCAGUUUAAUGGAUUUUUGUCUGAGGGCCUAGAUAAAGGCGACUUUUCUAUGCCUUACACAAAUUGGAGAAAUAUUCAGAAGGCAUCCAAUGACGGUAGCACAGAGAAAGAGCACAGGGUGCCGCCUGUUGUGACAGGAGUGCAUCACAACCACCAGGUCCUCUCACAGGUGACUACAGGGAGUUAUAAUACAGAGAGUCUGACCAAAAUUGUCCUUCCACACAAGCGACCAGGAAAAUGGGAGCCUCCACGACCAGCACAGGGACACUCCAGAGUUACUCUGUCCCAGGAGCUAUGUCCUAAACAGAUAACCAGCAUUCCAAAACUCUCAAGCUCCUCUUCAUCUUCUGAAGUGCAAGUUUGUCACCAGACAGAGCAAAGUGAGAGUACAAGACAGCCUAUAAACUCAGCGAAUUAUGCUCAGUCUAGGGAAAAGAGGCCAGUGGAGAGUGCAGCCCCUCAGAGAGAAUGGAAGAAACAAGAACACAGCACAAAGAUUCACUCCAACAUCCCUAAGCCUUCCAAACAGAGGUGCUUUGCCUCAGAACUGAAAGACCAGUUAAACCUGGAUAGAAACACGGAAGUGGAUGUGACCUCAACUUCAUCCAAAGUUACCCUAGCCUUGACCUCUGACCCUCGAAUAUGUGAUGCCAGCCAUCUCUCACAAGAAGUGAGGAUGUGUGUAUUGGAGGAGGCCAGGAGAGCAAGGGCACUAGUAGCUACGAUGGUAUAUCUGGACGGAACAACACAGUUGGACCCUGAGCAGAAGUCUACCCCUGCUGUGUGUGGGUUUCUGGUUCUCCUCAAGAAGAGUCUGGACUCAGAGAACCUGGAGGAGAGUGGAACUGCUGAGGAGAAACUCCUGUUUCUGAGACUGGAGCAUCGGCCUGUAUGGGCCCAACAAGACCAACAACACAACCAGGAUCUGUUCACCAAAGAGAUGCUUCUGCAGAUGGUGUGUGGAGCUCAGAGUUUAGUGUGUUACAAAGCCAAAGACCUGCUUCGGAUGGCACUCACACACUUCAGCGGGAAUCUGAGCUGGAAGCAAGUGAGCAGUUGCCAGGUGUUGGAUCCUCAGACAGCUGCCUGGUUACUGGAUCCUGCUGAUUCUGCCUCUUGCUUCCAGGACCUUCUCAACAAACACUGCUCACACCCGGCCACAUACACUCCACAACCUGCAUUCAAAAAGGUAACCCAUAUUAUCUCCAGUCUGUCUCAUCUACACAUGUUAAUGGUAGAGCUUCAAAACAAAUUGCAGAUGCAAGGCCUGUGGCAGCUGUACUUCUGCAUGGAAAUGAAGAUGAUUCCAUUGUUAUCAGCUAUGGAGAGCCACAAGAUCUAUGUGGAUAAAAAGGCCUUAAAGAAGACUUCAGAGAUACUGGGGACUAAGAUGAAAGAAUUGGAGCAGGAGGCUCAUCAGGCUGCAGGUCAGCAGUUCCGGGUGUCCAGCAGUGCUCAACUUCGACAGGUGCUGUUUGAGAAGUUGCAUCUGCAUGAACGCUGUGAGAAUAAAAACCUGCCCAAAACUGUGCUCAAGCAGCAGUCCACUUCAGAAGCUGUGCUUUUACAGCUCCAGGGUCUGCACCCCUUGCCCAAAAUCAUUCUGGAAUACAGACAGGUGCACAAGAUCAAGUCUACUUUUGUAGAUGGGAUUCUGUCUUGUAUGACUAAGGCAUUCAUAUCUUCCACAUGGAAUCAGACGAGUGCAGUAACUGGCAGACUGUCUGCCAAACAUCCAAAUUUUCAGGCUCUUCCUAAGCAGCCAGUACAAAUCACCAAGAAGCAAUUUAUUCAAGAGAAGGAAGCGGAGCUGGUAACUGUCCACCCACGUGCCAUGUUCAUACCACGAGAGGGCUGUGCCUUCCUUUCAGCAGAUUUCUGUCAGGUGGAGCUACGUCUAUUGGCUCAUCUAUCGUCUGACCCUGAGCUCUUGAAAAUCUUCCAAAAUCCUGAAGCAGACGUCUUCACCAUGCUGGCCUCUCAAUGGAAGGGUAUACAUGAAGACAGAGUAAGUUCAGAGGAUAGGGAGCAUGCCAAACGCAUUGUCUACUCAGUCAUCUAUGGAGCUGGGAAGGCGCGUCUAUCUGGUAUAUUGGGUGUGAGUGCUGAAGAGGCCAGUAGAUUUCAGGACAGCUUCCUCCAGACCUACAGAGAGGUGCAGGGCUUCAUUCAACACACUGUGCAGCACUGCCACAAAUAUGGUUAUGUAAAGUCCAUAAUGGGGCGACGACGUGCCCUUCCUCACAUCCAUUCAGCGGACUGGGGCACCCGUAACCAAGCAGAGAGACAGGCAGUCAAUUUUGUAGUACAAGGUUCUGCAGCAGACCUCUGUAAGAUGGCCAUGAUACAGAUCUGCUCACGUGUGUCCUCAUCCACAACUCUCACUGCCAGGCUGAUUGCUCAGAUUCACGAUGAGCUGCUUUUUGAGGUGGAUGACUCGCAGGUAGAGGACUUUGCUGUUCUAGUGAAGGAAACAAUGGAGUCCCUACAGUACAUUGACUGUCUUGGAGUCAGUCUUACUGUGCCUCUGAAGGUCUCUGUGUCUAAAGGACAGUCUUGGGGCUCCAUGUGUGAACUGAACUUCCCCCAUGCUGCUACACAUACCUCCCAUUGAUUCCCUUAGCGUCCCUGCCAAAUCCACAUAUGUGUCAUUUGUUUUGGUCUCUCUGUCUCUCCCUGCCCCUUCACCUUUCCUCUGUUCCUCUGUCCAUCUCUUUCUCUUUCUCUUUUUCUCUUGCUCUGAGCUGCAACCCAUCACCAUGGUAACUGGACCGCAGCAGCUCUCUCAUUUCUCGCUUGCUGUAUCCAUUGGCAACCGUAGGAGCAUAGACAGGAUCACACCAGUUCCUAUCAUCUUAUUCUUCUACUUUGAUUUUUUAAGCUCUAUACACCCACCAGUGCUGUUGCACUUUAUCUAUUGUUUCCACCUAUAUAUUCUUCCUACCUCUUUUUUGCCAAGGGCAUACCUGCCUCAUUUCAAAAAUGUAUUUAAUUUUUAUGUUUUUUUGUUUAGAUGACAUAUUCAUCAAUCUUUUAAUGCUUUUAGACUAAUUAUUUAUUUGUUUAUUUCCUUUGCUAGUCAGUGUAGACAGUUUUAGCAGUGGUGAUAUUUAUAAAUAUUAAUAUUUGUAGCUAGAGGAUGUUGGUUCCUGCACAUGGCUUCAGAAGCAGAUACAGUUAGGGGAAAUAAUGCUCUUCCAGCUGUAGCAUGUCCUCUGUGACUGGUGCUUUCUGAGCUGCUCUGUUAUCACUAUGGAACCACUAUGAUGCACUAGUGGUACUGUUGUGUAAUUCGAAAGACCUGUUACAUUGGCUAAAGUUAAAAUGAAAUUUAAAGUUAAUUUUGUUAAACUGUUUUACAGCUGCUUAUAAAUCUUAACCCACUAA
Electrophorus electricus (electric eel) is the source of this 4297-nucleotide messenger RNA. The record is from RefSeq and is a predicted model, not a curated record. NCBI's taxonomy places the organism in Eukaryota, Metazoa, Chordata, Actinopteri, Gymnotiformes, Gymnotidae.